AUGCCGAUCAACCAGCCUUCCAACCAAAUCAAGUUUACCAAUGUGUCGAUUGUACGGCUAAAAAAGGGCAAGAAGCGAUUCGAGCUAGCCUGCUACAAAAACAAACUGUUAGAAUACCGAUCCGGCGCAGAAAAAGACCUCGACAAUGUCCUGCAAGUCCCGACAGUCUUUUUGUCCGUGUCAAAAGCCCAAACGGCUCCUUCAGCAGAACUCAACAAGGCCUUCGGCGCCGAUACACCCCGCGACGAAAUCCUCCAAGAAAUCCUGCGCAAAGGCGAAGUGCAAGUUGGUGAGCGCGAACGAAAGGAUAUCCUGGAGCGUGUGGAGAAGGAAGUAUUGGAUAUUGUGUCGGGCCGUUUAGUCGACCCGAACACCAAGCGAGUGUAUACAUCGGGAAUGAUCUCCAAAGCGCUGGAUCAACUCAGCUCAGCAAGCGGCCAACAACAACAGCAACAGCCGGCAGGCGAUGCAAGUGGAGCAGGAGAUGAGAAGCCAGCGCAGCCAAAGAAGCCGCUAUGGACUGGUGUUUCUGCCACCCGGUCCGCAAAAAGUCAGGCGCUCGAUGCUAUGAAGGCGCUCAUUGCCUGGCAGCCUAUCCCGGUCAUGCGUGCACGAAUGCGGCUCCGCGUCACCUGUCCAGUAUCGCUUCUGAAGCAAUCAGUCAAGGCUGCACCCAGUGCUGCCUCUAGCAAGGAAAAAGAAACCUCAUCCGGCAACCCGAAAACCAAUAAAAAGAACAAGAAGGGGACAAAGAAGUCUGGCAAGGGCGGCGAUGAUUCCGAUAUUGAGGCCGGUGGCUCUGAUGCAGAGGCCGCAACCGCUCCUAAGGUGCCGAGUACGGUGAAAGACAAAAUCCUCAACUACAUCGAGUCCGUGGAAUCACAGGAAAUAAGCGGUGACGAGUGGGAGGUUGUCGGGUUCGCGGAACCGGGGGCGUUCAAAGGGCUCAAUGACUUCGUGGGCAACGAAACCCGCGGACGCGGACGAGUGGAGGUGCUGGACAUGUCGGUGACGCAUGAGGAUUGA
This is a messenger RNA of Penicillium argentinense, 1026 nucleotides long. RefSeq names its product guanine nucleotide exchange factor SDO1. The transcript has 2 exons. NCBI's taxonomy places the organism in Eukaryota, Fungi, Ascomycota, Eurotiomycetes, Eurotiales, Aspergillaceae. Bases 1 to 1026 code for a protein of 341 amino acids. The record is from RefSeq and is a predicted model, not a curated record. Gene Ontology annotation, biological process: ribosome biogenesis; cytosolic ribosome assembly.